Messenger RNA from Vanrija pseudolonga, 2940 nucleotides. RefSeq names its product ER degradation-enhancing alpha-mannosidase-like protein 1 (gene mnl1). Gene Ontology annotation, molecular function: mannosyl-oligosaccharide 1,2-alpha-mannosidase activity; calcium ion binding. NCBI's taxonomy places the organism in Eukaryota, Fungi, Basidiomycota, Tremellomycetes, Trichosporonales, Trichosporonaceae. Bases 97 to 2940 code for a protein of 947 amino acids. Gene Ontology annotation, biological process: carbohydrate metabolic process; mannose trimming involved in glycoprotein ERAD pathway; endoplasmic reticulum mannose trimming. Gene Ontology annotation, cellular component: membrane; endoplasmic reticulum. The record is from RefSeq and is a predicted model, not a curated record. The transcript has 6 exons.
CAUGCAUGCAGCACACACGCACACCCCCAACAGAGAUAGCACUGGCUGCUUGAUUGUCGUUUUGCCCAUCACACUAGUCUCGUCGCCACAACAAUAAUGAAGUUUGCGAUCGUCGCCGCCCUCGCCCUCGCCGCCUCCGUCAUGGCCGCGCCCAACCUCGUGACGGACAACACCGAGUCGGUGCUCGACAACGCCUGCAGCGCAGAGUGCGACUUUGUGACCUUUGCCGCGCCCAAGCUCGGCGGCGAGGACGCCCACCCGCUCUGCAACGACGACGGACGGCGAGCGAUGCUCCUCUGUGCCCAGUGCAUCGACGAGGCGUACCCCGGGUCUGGGUACGAGCACUCUGCGCGGUCAGAGUACGACAUUGUCAUUGCCGCCUGCGACCACCGCUCGCAGCCGUUCUGGCACGUCCCCGUUGUCCGUCUCCAGCAGCUGACCCCCGCUCAGGCAUUCAAACACGGGUUCGACAGCUACAUGGCCUACGGAUACCCGCACGACGAGGUCCGGCCGCUGUCGUGCGCGCCAAUGUCGCGCUUCACGGCGGACAAGAACGACAUCGGGAUCAUGGACAUUGCCGCCAACUGCUCGCUCACGCUCGUCGACGUGCUGCCGUCCCUGCCCGACCUGUAUCCCGAGGCGUUUGCCGACGCCGUCGAGCGCGUCGCAACCUCCGUCAGCUUCGACCAGGACGUCAAGGUGCAGGUGUUCGAAAUGACGAUCCGCCCCCUCGGCGCCCUGAUAAGCACGUACCAGUUCCUCGAGCGCCUGCCGGCCCCGCCCAAGCUGCAGGCCGAGUUUUUAGGUCUUAACGGCGAAGUCGACGCCAAGCGCCACGCGAAGCGCAUCCUCCAGCUCGCGCGCGACCUCGCAGACCGCAUGAUGCCGGCCUUCGACUCGCCCACCGGCCUGCCGUGGGCCCGGAUCAACCUCCGCAAGGGGCUCGCAAAGUCCGAGACGAUCGAGACGUGUACCGCCGGCGCCGGGAGCCUGACGCUCGAGUUUGGCCUGCUGUCCCGCUUGACUGGCGAGCCAAAGUACGAGGCGGCUGCGCGCCGCGCCUUCUUCGCGGUGUGGAAGCGCCGCGUCCUCGGCACGGAUUUGCUGGGUAACGCCAUCGGCGUGUCCCAUGGCCAGUGGCUUGCGCCGGGCUUUAGCGGCGUCGGCGCGGGCAUGGACUCGUUCUUCGAGUAUGCGCUCAAAACGGGCAUUGUGUUUGACGACCCAAAGUUCAUUGACGUGUACUAUGACGCCAAUGCGGCGAUCCAGCACUUUGUGCGCACCGCCGACGGGUUCAUCUACCGCCCAGUCCACCUCAAGAUGCUGUCGCCAUCCCAGCCGCCAUGGAUCGACUCGCUGUCCGCCUUCUACCCCGCGCUCAUGGUCCUCGGGGGCGACCUCGAAUCCGCGAUCCGCGGCCACCUCGUCUUCUGGAACCUGUGGCGCAAGUAUUCUGCCAUCCCGGAGAGCUGGGACCCCGAGUCCCGCGAGCCGGGGUGGACGGGCUGGCCGGGCAGGCCAGAGUUUAUCGAGUCGACAUACUACCUCUUCCGGGCGACGGGCGACCCGUUCUACCUCCGCGUCGGGGUGCGCGUGUUCGACGACAUCAUGCGCCGCACGAAAGCAAAGUGCGGGUUCACGAGCCUGCAGGACGUGGUGACUGGUGCGCGCGCCGACCGGCAGGAGACGUUCCUGCUGUCCGAGACGCUCAAGUACCUCUACCUCCUGUUCGACGCCGCGCCGCCGUCCAAGCAGCCCCUCGGCUCGGUCUUCACGACCGAGGGCCACCCGGUGCACCUGCCGCGCGAGCUGCACAACCGCACCGCGGCAGCCGGCCGCUCGCAGCGCCACCGCGGCGAGGACCUCUGGUGCCCGCCGUACCGCGCACCGUCGUACAUGGGCGUCAAGCUCGGCAUCGAGGCGCGCGACGACUACGACUAUGCGCGGUCGCUCGUGUUUGGCUUUGACGCGGCGUCCGCCGACGCCGAGGACUCGCCGCUCGCCAACAGCCUGUGGGACCUCGGCACGUGCGCCGAGCCGGUCCAGCCCCAGUUUUUGGUCGAGACAAUCAUCUCGAACGACAAGCACGACAACGUGAGCGAGGUCGCGCACGGCAAGGAGCUCGUGUGGCAGGCGACCAACGGCGACUGGAUCAUCAACAACACGUUUGGCAAGGGCACGCGCGUCGGCCUCCGCUGGCGCACCGACCAGCGCGGGUACGACGUCGCGACCAUUGCCAACACGUACCGCGUGCGGUCUGGCCAGCGCGUGCACGUGCUGGACAGCAAGGCGCGGGCUGCCGAGCCGGGCACCGAGGGCGGCGUGCACGACCCAGCGCGCGUCACGGCGGCCAUCACGCCGCUGGCGCCCGGCUCGGAGCCGCUCCGGAUCCCCAUGUCGACGGCGACGUUUGGCCGGCCGUUCAACGUGUCCCGCCAAGCAGAGCACUUUGGCGUCGACUCGCCCCCCGCGCGGCUGGUGCUCAACGAGGCGAACGUGGCGGGGUGCGCCGAGCCCGACCCCAAGACGUUCAAGCCCCCGCCACAGCCCUUCGUCAUGCUGGUCGUCACGGGCAACUGCUCUAACGCGAUCAAGGCGUACCAUGCCGCCAAGGCCGGCGCGUCGGGCAUGAUCCUCGGCGAUGACGCGCCCGCUGCGCGGCCUUUGGAAGACUACUUCCGCCCCACGGCGGCCAGCGAGCCAGAGUGGGCCGCCGGCGCGAUCGCAAACAUCACGAUUGGUUAUGUCGCCAGCCCGCACUACCUCAACCUUGCGGCCUUGUUGAAGACGACACCGCUCAGCGUCGCGGUCGAGGCAUUCAACCCGGAUCUUUCCCCCACAGACGGCACGGCGUACCGCCGCGCGUUCGAGACCGAGACUGGCACACGGCUACGCCUCGGCGACCACGACGUGGUGAACAUUCAGGUGCUGGGCGCAUAA